Molecule: messenger RNA, 1256 nt
Organism: Trichechus manatus latirostris (Florida manatee)
Lineage: Eukaryota; Metazoa; Chordata; Mammalia; Sirenia; Trichechidae
Product: sodium/hydrogen exchanger 9B2-like
Exons: 2
Coding region: 178-453 (91 amino acids)
Source: RefSeq, a predicted model, not a curated record
CUUCUAUGCCAUUUGAAAGACUAGGUAAAAGUCUACAAAGUCUAGCCUCCAAAACAGUAGAGGUUAUUAUAAUUUUUUAAAAAAAGAAAGAUAUUAAGAUACUAUCAUAAAUGUUUAAAGUGCUGCCUGCUUAGUUUUGUUUUAGGUGCUGUAUCUCCAGCUGUUGUGGUGCCUUCAAUGCUCCUUUUGAAGAAAGAAGGCUAUGGUGUUGAAAAAGGUGUCCCGACCUUACUCCGGGCUGCUGGCAGCUUCAAUGCCAUUCUAGCCGUCACUGGCUUUAACACGUGCUUGGGCAUAGCAUUUUCCACAGGCUCCACAGUCAUUAAUGUCCUUAGUGGAGUUUUGCGGGUCCUAACUGGUGUAGCGACUGGAUCUCUUCUUGGACUUUUUAUUCAGUACUUUUCAAGCAGUGACCAGGUGAAAGAAAUAAUCUGUGAGAAAGUCAUGCGCUAAAAUGCCAUUAAAAACACUCUGAAAUACUUCCAUCAAAGCUAACUGUGAAGGACGUGGUUUAGAAAAUAGCCCCUCAGUGUAAAGUUGCUUGCUGCUGUAUCAGUGCCAUCCGUGAACUUUAUGAAGAGGACUAAAUGCAUAAGAUAUUCCAUGCAGUCUGAGCAUUUUUCUCUAAUGUAUAUUCUGUACACUUUAACUUUCACAGUAAAACAAAUUUAGAAAAAUAAGAUAUGCCAGUUUUUUUUAUUACACUUAACUAAAUCAAGAUAUAUAAUUUUUUUUGUCUCUUUUGUUAGUAUCAAAAUACCUUAGCUUCUAAUACUAUCCAGUAGAGAAGUUUUAACAUCUCUGUAUAAUGUAGUCCAAUAUUUCUUUCCAAGAAGAUCAAAGUUCUUCACUGCACAGAAUGCUUUCUCAGGGAGACACGAAAGUUUUGAUUCUUUUAUCCUCCUGAUUCUCUUAGGGUAGAUAAGCAUAUAGAAAUUUUUCUUUCCAUAGGAAUUGGUGUUAUUUUCAGAUUUCAGUGCCUUUUUAAUGGAGUUCAUCAAUAAUUUAAUUAAAAUAGAAAUUUAGUUAAGAAAGUUAGUAUUUCCAUUAUCAGAAUGUAUGUUGAUUGAAUUUUUAUUGUACUGUUCCCCAAAAAACUCUAAAAUUGUCUGCAGAAAAUGCUAUAAAUACACGAAAGAAACAUAUGAUUAUUCUAAUUAUACAACAAAUAAAGAGAAUAUGUUUCUUUAAUAUUUUUAUUAUUUACAAAUAAUAGCUUACUUUUUUGCCUACUGUGUAUAAAAUGCUGUGAUAAG